ACUCAACCCAAUGAAUCAGUCACUCCUCACUAACUGAACUCCUACCCAAAAUGAGAUUACUAUGAGGAACUCCUGAAAUUGACCAAAAUAGGAGAGGAAUACCUGUUAUAGCAGAGAGGGUUGUAUGUGAUUUUGUAAUCUACUUUUGAACUUAAUCAGUUUGACCUUUAGGGCUUAACUUAUUAUGUUGCCUGCCUAAAAAGAUCUUAUUUCACAAUGUAAUUAGACACACGUGCUCAAGCAUACUGUGUGACGACUUUUGUUUAUUUUCUGCUGCUUUUGUAUCAUAACGCCAUUUUUAACGACAGAGAUGAGGAGGUUUAGCGCAAAAGUCUUUUCCCUGUAAUUGUCCAGUUAAGUACCCUCCCCCCUAAUGAGGAAAAACAAAUACAUGGCACCAAAGAGGCGCGUCUCCCAAGAUAGGCAAAUUUCUAUUCCUUCCCGCGUUAGUCGCGUAAAAUGACUCAAAUACAUGUUGUGCGUUUUCUGUGGACUCACGGUUCUUCAUGUAAUAAUGCGUCAUGCGCGCCUCAUAGGUUCUUGUUUAGGUAUGUGUGGUCAGUACAUGGCAGAGCUGUGUGUGGUGCAGAGGAAGCAGGAGAUCACUGCUGCCCCCCUCACUUCUCCACUGAGCCUCAGGAGAGUGGUGGGAGAAGGACUGCAUGGGGACUGCACGGCUGCACAGUGAGCGUUUCUUCUCCGCUCUGAUUUGGAAACGAAACUGCAAACACGCAGUUAAACCAUGAAGGGUUAGGCCAUUUUGAAAGUUUAUGUUUAAAACAAUUUCGUGAGUUGCGGUUACAAGUGAUCUGAAUCCUGCUAUGGAGGACUUCUUGAGCCAAAAUGAGUCUGAGCACUGACAAUGCCACAUACUUGUGGAAAAAUGGUUCCUCGGAACUCGACUGGACUCUGGGCGCGUCCUCCAGGGUCAACUUCACCAACAGCUCUGGAGAAAACCACACGGAGCCCAGCGAGGUGGACCUCACCCGAGCCAUCCCGCUCGGCUUGGUGCUGGGAGCUUUCAUUGUGUUCGCAAUCGCAGGCAACAUCCUCGUCAUCCUCUCGGUGGUGUGCAACAGGCACCUGCGCACCCCGACGAACUACUUCAUCAUUAACCUGGCCAUCGCCGACCUGCUGCUGAGCACCACGGUGCUGCCGGUGUCUGCUACUCUGGAGAUCCUAGACUACUGGGUGUUCGGCAGGAUCUUCUGUGACAUCUGGGCGGCGGUGGACGUGCUGUGCUGCACCGCGUCCAUCAUGAGCCUGUGCGUAAUAUCCAUCGACCGCUACAUCGGAGUGAGCCACCCGUUGCAGUACCCGGGCAUUGUGACGGAAAAGCGGGCUCUGCUGGCUAUGCUCGGAGUGUGGGCGCUGUCGGUGGUCAUCUCCAUCGGACCUCUGUUCGGUUGGAAGCAGCCGCCGUCGCCGGACGACACGGUGUGCCCCAUCACGGAGGAGCCAUUUUACGCGCUCUUCUCCUCCCUCGGCUCCUUCUACAUCCCUCUCGUCGUAAUUCUGGCCAUGUACUGCCGGGUGUACAUUGUCGCCAAACGGACCACUAAGAACCUGGAAGCCGGUGUGAUGCGCGAGAGGAUGAACUCCAGUGAGCUGACGCUCAGGAUCCACAAGGGCUCACAGGUGCACGAGGAGCCCGGCAGUUCAGGCACCGGCAAAGGCCGCGCGCACCAAGCGAGAAGUUCCCUCACAGUGAAACUUCUGAAAUUCUCCCGGGAGAAGAAAGCUGCAAAAACUUUGGGAGUUGUGGUCGGCAUGUUUACGCUUUGUUGGCUGCCCUUCUUUCUCGCCUUACCCAUAGGGUCUUUUAAUGUGAACUUACGUCCACCUGAUCUUCUCUUCAAAGUGAUCUUCUGGUUGGGCUACUUCAACAGCUGCCUGAACCCCAUCAUCUACCCCUGCUAUAACCGAGAGUUCAAGCUGGCCUUCAUUCGCAUCCUAAGAUGCCAGUGUCACCAGCGGAAACGCCCAGGCUGGAGGGCAUACAAUUACCGUUCCUCCAACUUCAGCUCCUCUGGACAUUCACGCAAAGGCUCAGCGGAUCACAACUCCAGCUGCUUGAACGGCAGCCAGCGUACCCUGCCCUCUUCAGCCAGUCCAAGCCCCAGCUACCUGACCAAAGGUCUCCCACCUUGCCCUGAAGGGGAAACAUUAUACAUCUGGGGGGCCACCACCCCAACUCCCUCCACACCCAACCUGCUGCCUGGCAGCCCUGCAGACUGCGAGCAGGGAGCACUGACUGGGGAGGUAAGAGGAGGCAAAACAGCUGAGGAGACAACCGGUGGAGUUUUCGCUUUCUCUUUUGGGAAAAAUCGAGACAAGGGAGGGAUCAACAAGGACAGGACCACGUCUGGUGACAAGGUGUGACUGUCUUAUUGAGAUUUGUUUGUUCCUUUGGAAUUGGGAUUGAAGUCACAGAGAGUGGAUUGAGGGUUUUCACAGACUUGCUGUAUUCACUGUAUAUGGCCCUAUGUUCUUUCAUCAGUGGAUUUUCGUUGUCAUUGUGGUCAGUGUAAGGUGAAGAUAACCAAGUAUUGACGAUACUGCUGUAUCAGAAGUAUUAUGUAUUUGUGUUACUGCAUCUGUGACAGACAAGACAGUUUCUUUCAAUGGACUGUAAAGAAAUAAAGUUACUGUUCACCACCCUCUUUGGGAGUGUGUGGUGCACACACAAGUGCAUGCAUUUUGAUUAAAUUAAACAUUAAUUUAAAGGAAACAGGACACAUUUUCAGACACGAACCAUACCCAACACAGCCUUCCCUUGACCCCCUUAGUUAAAAAUCCCUGUAAGAAGACUAAACAUGGCGAAAAACAUGAACCAUGUAAAAUGUGUGAUAAGACAAAUGAUCACCUUUCUGUUGCGGUCACUUGAUAUCUUCAUGGUAUGUUGUGGAAAUAAAGUAUAACCUGGUUUAUCUGCUGUGCGCACAAUCAUCAGAUAUCAUCUUGUUUGUAUGUUUGAUGUUCAAAUAGGUCUGAGUAUCAGUAUUACAAAUGUGACCGAUACAUGAAUAAACAUAGAAUGUUGCUCAGAUGCUGCUCAGAAGAAAACUUUCUCUGUAACUCUAUUUACUGGAUGUGAAAAGUACUUGUGCCGUUAUAUCUCACAGGACAGUCAGUGGAUGUUAGUUGUUUUCAAACAUGAAAAGAAGAUAAAUCUGAUGGCUUUUAUGUAUUACAUACAAGUGCUUGCUCAUGGGGGUUUUGUUGGGUCUCUCUAAAAACCAAAUUAAAAAGUUUGGUCUAGAUCUGUUCUAAUUCGAAAGUGUCAUGAGACAACUGUUGUUGUGAUUUAUAUAAAUAAAUUGACUUGAAUUGAAUUAUAAAGAAAGGGAACUCUGAUCACAGCUCAGCCAUGAGAAGUGAUAACCAUCCAUAACUGUUCGUCAGUACCAUGAAAACUAACCCCACUCACUGGGUAUAAAUCUUCUCUGAAGAAAGAACAGAAGGCUGUUGAAACACUGGGUUUGAUUGUGGGGGUCUUCCUCUUCUGGUUGCCUCCUUUCUUCUUUCCUUUCCUUCUGUGUUCAUGUGGCUCAUCUUCUGAAGGGCUCCAGCGUAAGCCCCCUGGUCUUGGAGACAUCCAUGUGGCUUGGAUAUGCUAACUCUUCUCUGAACCCUUUGCUCCAUUACUCAUUCAACAAGAAACACUGUCAUGUAUUUGUAGCCAC
Scatophagus argus is the source of this 3686-nucleotide messenger RNA. RefSeq names its product alpha-1A adrenergic receptor-like. The record is from RefSeq and is a predicted model, not a curated record. Gene Ontology annotation, biological process: positive regulation of cytosolic calcium ion concentration; regulation of vasoconstriction; phospholipase C-activating G protein-coupled receptor signaling pathway. The coding region runs from base 844 to 2382 and encodes 512 amino acids. Gene Ontology annotation, molecular function: alpha1-adrenergic receptor activity. The transcript has 2 exons. NCBI's taxonomy places the organism in Eukaryota, Metazoa, Chordata, Actinopteri, Scatophagidae. Gene Ontology annotation, cellular component: membrane.